ACAAUUGUGAAAAGCGUAACGAAAAUGUUGUUAAAAGCAUUAUAAAAUGCUUUAUGUGUUAAUUAAUCUCACAUGUGAAACGUUAAAACGUGAAUUCAAUAUCAAAUCUGUGCAAAAUUUUAAAGUGCAAUAGUGUUUGGGGCUAAAGUGCAAUCAAUCCGACUACAGGCCAAAUAUAUAAAUCAAAACAAGCAAAUAACCUUGUGGCAAUCGCAGUUCGAGCGCGCUACGAAAUCAGUAAUAAAAUAGAAAGUCCAAUUACCAACAGCCGCCAGUGUAGUGAGUGUUAUGCAGAUUGCUUUCGAAUAAAUAUUUAUAUCUCUAUGCCUAAAAAUUUCACAACAGUGUUUUCUUAAAAAUCAGUUCCCGUGGAGUCAAAAAGUUAGUGCUGCACACAGACAAAAAUAUACCCACAAGCACACACGAGCAACUACGUACAUACGCAGUAACGUAUUAGUGUGCAUACGAACGACGGAAAGGGGAAUUCGAAAAUAUACAAAGUACUUCCAUUGGGUAGUUUUUUAAUUCACAAAAAUAAAAUCAACAAUACAAAAAUUAUAACGAAGAGUCUCAACAGCAAGAACACAAUUAACAGGACGGUAACGGCAAUAACAGUGAUUAGCAACGACAAAGAGGAAAAAUAGAAUAGUUAACAGCCAGCAUUAUAUUUACAUAUUUGAAUGCUGCUGAGGCUUCAUCAUUUCAUAGGAAAUGGUUUCGUUAAUUGAUACAAUCGAUGCGGCAGCGGAGGCUCAAAAGCAACGGAGCGCCGCUGCCGCUGCUGCACAGACGUCGUCAAGCGCCAACGUCGCUGUCAACGCUGGAGACAAGUCGCCGCCCGCUGCUGCUGCAGGCGCUGCUUUGACAGCCAGCGGGAAGCCUAAGGAGAAACGAAGGAAUAAUGAAAAGCGCAAGGAAAAGUCACGAGAUGCGGCGCGUUGUCGUCGCUCUAAGGAGACCGAAAUAUUUAUGGAACUUUCUCAGGCAUUGCCGCUGAAGCCCGACGAUGUCAAUCAGCUGGACAAGGCAUCAGUGAUGCGCAUUACAAUUGCCUAUCUGAAAAUUCGCCAGAUGCUUGAGUUUGUACCCAAUAUACGUGAGCUCAUUGACAUGGCCGACGGGGAUGCGACUGCGACACCGGUCGAGCCCAAGGUGGAAAAUGAUAGCGAGGAUUGGCUUAAGUCCGCCGAGGCCAGUCAACUAUUGAAACAGACAAUGGAUGGCUUUUUGUUGGUGCUAUCCAAUGAGGGCGACGUCACCUAUGUCUCGGAUAACAUAAUAGAUUAUCUGGGCAUAACAAAGAUUGAUACACUGGGCCAACAGAUCUGGGAGUACACGCAUCAGUGCGAUCAUGCCGAGAUCAAGGAGGCGCUUAAUCUUAAACGCAAUGGCAUUGCCGACAAGAUCAAGGAUGAGCAGCUAAUCGAAUCGGGCGUUAGCACACAUCAUCGCGAUCUGUUCGUGCGCAUGAAAUGCACCCUAACCAGAAGCGGGCGCAGCAUCAAUAUCAAGAGCGCCUCCUAUAAGGUUAUACACAUCACCGGACAUUUGCGCGUCAAUAGCAAAGACGAGCGUGUGCUCAUUGCCAUUGGUCGACCCAUUCCGCAUCCCUCGAACAUUGAAAUACCGCUGGGCACCAGCACAUUUCUGACCAAGCACAGCCUGGACAUGAAGUUUACCUAUGUGGAUGACAAAAUGCUCGCACUGCUUGGCUAUCUGCCUGGCGAUCUUCUCGAGACUUCGCUCUUCGAUUGCCAGCAUGGCGCUGACUCGGAGCGUCUGAUGGCCACCUUUAAGAGCGUGCUGAGCAAGGGACAGGGCGAAACGUGUCGCUAUCGUCUACUGGGCAAAUUUGGCGGCUACUGCUGGAUCGUGACACAGGCUACGAUUGUUUACGAUAAGCUAAAGCCGCAGAGCGUUGUCUGCGUUAAUUAUGUCAUCAGUAAUCUUGAGAACAAACAUGAGAUUUAUUCACUUGCACAACAAACGGCGGCAAGUGAGGAACAGGAAAACAAGAAACAGCAACAACUACCUGAAACUAACAACAACGAAACAACAAACAACACUGCAACAGCAAUUGAUAAACAAGUUGCCGCAGAAGCAACAACAGCAACAACAACUGCAAUUGCAACUUUAGAGCUAGCGGACAAACCCAAAGCGAUUGAGACUGCAAACGAAAAAGCAACAAUUGAAACAACAGCAACAACAACAAUCACUGCACCAGCAGCAACUUCAACUGCGACUGCUGCUGCAACUAACCCACCAGCAACAACAAUAACAACAACCACAACAUCCAACACCUCAAUAACCUCAUCUUUAGAUAUAAUAUCGAAAUCAAAACAACAACAAGUGCAACCCGAGCAGUUUAUUAAACGUGAAAAUAAUUCACCUGGACCGCGAACCAUCACCUCUCAGCUCCUUAGCAAUUUGCGCGUCAACAACAACAACACCAACUGCAAUAGCAGCAGCAACAACAACUGCGACAACUUGCUGCCUCGCGAAGAGAAACGUCCCAAAUCGGUGACCGCCUCGGUCAUACGCAGCACACCCCCAACCGCUGUGUGCAAGAAGAGUUUUGUUGCAGCCACUCUGCAAACGCUGCCGCCCACAACAACAACAACAGCUGCCAUACUGCACUCCAGCAAUCAGCAGCAACAAUUGCAGCAGCAGCAGCAACAACAACAAGCACAAGAUAUGAAUAAAGGAUUCUUAUCAUUCGUUGAUGAUGGCCGAGGCUUAACAAUGCUGAAAGAGGAACCGGAUGAUUUGUCGCAUCAUUUGGCCAGCACCGCCUGCAUACAGCUGGAUGAGAUGCAGCCCUUCGGCGAGAUGCUGGGUCUCAUGAGCUCCUGUUUGCUGCCCGAUGAUAUCAAUUCCUUGGACUCGACCACCUGCUCGACAACAGGCAGUGCGCCGCUCUAUCACAACAACAACAACAACAACAACAACAGCAGCAGCAGCAACAGCUAUAACAGCAGUCGCCAGAGUUUAAACACUGCAGCAAAUGCGAGCUCAGCUAGCAGCAGAACUAACAGCAACAACAGCAGCAACUGCAGCAGCAGCAACAGCAAUAACAACGGCAGCAGCACUUGCAGCAACAGUCAACAGCAAAGUCAGGAUAACAGCAGCAGCCACAGUAACAGCCACAGCAACAGCAACAGCAGCAGCAGCAACAUUGAUCCGCUGUUCAAUUAUCGCGAUGAAUCGAAUGACACCAGCUGCUCACAGCAUUUGCACUCGCCCAAGACACCCGAGGACAGCAGCUUGCCCUCGCUGUGCAGCCCGAACUCUUUGACCCAGGAGGAGGAUUUCUCAUUUGUGGACUAUGAUAUGCGCGCACCUUACAUAGCCAUGGACGAUGACAUGCCGCUGCUCACCGAGGGCAAUGUCAUGUGGGGCUCUGAGGUGGACAGCAUGCAAGAGCAUUUGCAGCAGUGGCAGCAGCAGCAGCAGCAGCCACAACAGCAGCAGCAGCAACAGCAGCAACAGCAGCAGCAGCAAUAUAACAGCUAUCAGCAACAGUCUGUGCAACAGCAAUCACAUCAGCAACAGCAGCAACAUUUUUCCAGUUCGCUGUGCUCCUCGCCUGCCUCCACAGUGUCCUCGCUGUCGCCGUCGCCCGUGCAGCAGCAUCAACAGCAGCAACAUUCAAAUGUUUUUAGCACCGGCUCCAGCGAGCUGGCAGCAAUGCUUUGCGGCAGCGGCAAUGGCUCGCUCUCAAUUUUGGACAAUGCCCCGAUCGAGGAUCGUCUGCAGCAGCAGCAGCAGCAGCAGCAGGACUUUCGCAGUUUCCAGCAGUUGCAGCAGCUGCAGCUGCAAGAGGAGGAGCAACAGCAACAGCAGCAACAGUUUUUGAGCCUCAGCAUUGAGUGCAAAAAGGAAAAAUAUGAUGUUUCAUUGGCCGCCAGCUUAUGUCAUUCGAUUGAAGAUGCAUUUGAGAAUGAUUAUAGCAAGGAUUCCAUUUGCUGGCCCGAUUUGCUGCAAAUGAAUGUGGCUGAGGCCAGCAACAGUCCCGCAGUUUCACCAGCGCCCAGCAAAGUGUCAACAUUGCAGCUGCAGCAGCAACCCUUGCAGCUGCAACAGCCACAGUUGGAGCAGCAGCAACAGCAACAACAGAAUAUCAUAUUGAAUGCAGUGCCAUUGAUAACCAUACAAAGCAGCAAGACAAUGUUGCAACAGCAGCAGCAGCAGCAAUCAGAGGAGGAGUUGCAGGCGCUGAUAGUGUCGGACAAGCAGCCCGCCAUGAGGCUAUUGAGUGCCGCCAGGGCAACCAUAUGCAUAAGCAAGGCCACGCCAACCACAAAGGCAACGUUGCCGCAAACAAUGUUGCCACAGCAGCAGCAGCAGCAGCAACAGCAGCAGCAACAUGGCAGCAAGCGUCAUUUAAGCAGCCAAUCUGCUGCCGAUUCGAAACGCCUGAAGAGCGGCACCAUGACGCUAGAGGUGCAGUCCCCACAGCUACUGCAGCAGCUGAUGGGCAAGGAGCAACAGCAGCAGCAGCAGCAACAACAACAACAGCAGCAACAGCAGGCAAACAAGCGGCAUGCUAGCGAACGCUGGUCCACUGCAGCUGAGGCCAAGCAGCAGAAGCAACAGCAGCAGCAGCAGCAACAGUCAGAAUCCGUGCUAAAGAAUCUGUUGCAGACCAAGAAAAGCGAAGACGAUGCCCAGCCCACGUCCAUUGACGACUACUCUCCGGACCAGGUGGUGUCGCCCAGCCUUGCAUUGGGCAACGCCGCCAAGUAUUCGACGCCGGCGCCGUGCCGCACGUCGACAGCUUCGGUGUUGCGCAACUAUCGCAACAAUCCACUGAUCAGUGGCACCAGCCUUCAGAUGUCACCGGUCUUUCCGAGCUGCGAUGCCGCUAGCGCCGGCUGCGAUGGUGAUGCCAGCUCGGUGGCCUCUUUAGAUGAUUUCAUGCCGCCGGCGCUGACCGCCUGCGACACGGAUGCCUCCAGUGACAGCGGCAUCGAUGACAUCAGCCUGAUCGAGACGGGCAUGGCCAGGAGGUCGCUGCAAAAUCAGCGCGAGGCAACGCCCAUGGAUGUUGCCUCUGUGCCGCCGGCACCGCCGCCGCAGUGCGAGGAGGAUCAGAUGGAGACAAUUAGUAGCAAUGCGACCAGUCGCAAGUCCUCCAUAUCCUUCAUAGACAGCAGCAAUCCGCUGCUGCGCACACCCUACCUAAUGGAUCUAUGCAACGACGACUACAGCUUCGAGUUCACCAACAACCCACUGGACGCGGGGCUGAGCUACCUGGAGAUUCCCUAAACGCCUCCAACAUUAGGGGGAGCAUUGCAUUUUAUUUUACGUAAGCAUCAUUUUGUUUUUUAGUUGGGUUUUGUUUAUUUUGGCAUUUACAGCGUUGGGGUGGAAAAGUUAACAGAAGUAAAAUUAAAGCUAAAAUAAAAGAUUCGUUUUUGAGCCUUGCGUAAAUGUGAAAAUUAUAAAUAUAGCCGUGUGACGACCGCGCUCCGAAAAACAACCACACGACACACACAAAAACAGGAAUGGUUAAAAAUAUUUUGAAUAGUUUUGUAGCAACUUUAACUGCCUAGAACAGAUGAAUAUACAUGUAUGUAAUUUAGUCGUAAUGUUUCUACAUGCAACAAAAAAGUUGAGAAGAAAAACCCAAAAAACAAAAAAAAUAAAAAACAAUUUUACCGAAAUAAGUUAAGCUCGUACACAG
Messenger RNA from Drosophila montana, 5686 nucleotides. It is a transcript of the gene sima, whose product is annotated as similar. The coding region runs from base 712 to 5268 and encodes 1518 amino acids. The transcript has 12 exons. Gene Ontology annotation, molecular function: RNA polymerase II transcription regulatory region sequence-specific DNA binding; protein dimerization activity; DNA-binding transcription factor activity, RNA polymerase II-specific. The record is from RefSeq and is a predicted model, not a curated record. NCBI's taxonomy places the organism in Eukaryota, Metazoa, Arthropoda, Insecta, Diptera, Drosophilidae. Gene Ontology annotation, biological process: cellular response to hypoxia; regulation of transcription by RNA polymerase II.